Messenger RNA from Phialemonium atrogriseum, 2292 nucleotides. RefSeq lists its product as uncharacterized. The coding region runs from base 1 to 2292 and encodes 763 amino acids. The record is from RefSeq and is a predicted model, not a curated record. NCBI's taxonomy places the organism in Eukaryota, Fungi, Ascomycota, Sordariomycetes, Cephalothecales, Cephalothecaceae. The transcript has 2 exons.
AUGGUCAGGGUCCAAAUGCUGCCUUUUACCUCCGCCGAGCUCUCGUCCCAAGACAAAGAAGUCUCCAUGGCCUGGGACGAUUCGGACGUGCCGACCGACUUCUUUGAUCAGUUUACCGUGGCCGACGGGCCAGAUUCGACCAGCUUCAGGGGAGGGGAGAGCAACAGCUAUGCCCAGUUCGGCCCAGCAGAGGUCGUUAUCUCGCCACCGAGCUCGACAGACCUAGCGCCGCAUUCGAUAGCUUCCUCGAUUCACGGCCAGGAUGCCAUGUCUGAUUCUGCGCAAAGCGCCUCGCACGCCAGGUCGAUACCAAGCCAUCCGUCCCAACAUGCUCAGUACCCGCACCACCUGGCAGUACACUCGGAAUCAAUACACAAGCUAACCGCCCAUGAGCCCUCUGGAGGAGGGCGUUCCAUCCCAGACCCAGAGCUGCUGAGGCUAGAUGGCUUGACAAUGAGGUCCCCCAGAGUCGUCGUGCCGCCUUCCACCACCCCUUCCGCUCCAUCCUCGCCUCGCCUGCAGUCAGAGAAUAAGAAGACGAGCCGUUUAGACGCCAUCUGCUCGACCAUUCGCAAGGCGACCACCCGCCGUCCACGAGUGCCUCGCGUGCCCACCACCGGGCCGACAAGCCCCAUAAAAGCCGAAGAGCUGAACGUUGCAGAGACGCAUCUGCCCUCGUGCCGCCCGCCGGCAAGUGGCCCCGCGCUGACAAGUGGCCCCGUGGCAGGUCUGACCCAAGAGGACCCCAACGCCAUGGCCUUCGUCAACGGCUAUCUCGACGAUCCCUUCUGCAUGUCUGACCUUUCGGCGCUGUCCACCCCUAACACUCUCGUCCACGGGGGAACCGCAGCCGGUGGGGACGCCCCGUCGGGCUCUCAACCGACGGACUGGAUGUACGGCGGAGACGCCGUAAGCCACGGCGCCGCGCCGCAAGCCGGGGAAGAAGGCCUGCACUGGAACGCGGCCUUCACGCCCGGGGGCAGUCUGGACGCCAGGAACGGGAACUGGUGGGUUCCUCUGACGCCGAGGGGGCAGCCGGCUUUUGACGCAGCGGCGGCCGCGGCCUACCAGACGCAGAACGCCCAGAACGCAACGCUCAACCUGGUCAUGCAGAUGGACAACAGCACGGGGCUCGGGUACGAUUAUGGGCUCUCCAACGGUCUCAUCCCGGGCGAGCUCGCUAAUGGCGGCGGUGGUGACGGCGGCGGCCGGACUCUCCACAUGCCGCAGCCGCGACAACCGCCGCCGGCGUCGCUCCUUGGCAACGGCUUCACCCUAGACAGUCAGACGUAUUUUCCGCCGCCCGGCGGCGACCCCUCUCAUCAUCACCAAGUCAUGCACCAGCACCAGCACCUGCAGCUCCAGCAGCAGCAACAACACCUCCACCACCACCACCUGCCGCCCCAUCCGCCGGCGCAACAGGACCAGCCCACCACCUCCUUCCGUCGGCCCAAGCCCCGCGCCCCCUCAUCCGGCGCACGCUACCACCAGUCCGGCGCGCUGACCAGCCCGCGCAAGAUCCGCGACCGCUCGACAUCCUCGUCGUCCCCGUCGCCGACCCAGCCCUCUGCCGCGGCCCCGCGCGCCUCGCGCGCCGCCUCCCGCCAACACCAGCACCACCGCCGGCGCGCCGCCUCGAGCCACGCCGCCCCUCCUCCUCCUCCGCCGCCGUCCCUACCGCCGCCGCCGCUGGCGGGGCCCCCCUCGCUGGCCGGGCCCGGCAUAGCUACGCGGUCGUCGUCGUCGCUCUCGUCGACCGCCUCUAUCCAGGCCGCCGCCGCGUUGGGGGGGCACAUGCCCAAGCAUCACCCCAACCACCACCACCACCACCACCAGGCGAAACCCCCGACCACCGCCGCGCCGGCGCACGCCAUCCGCAAGCGCAAGUCCUGGUCCCACGCGCGGCGCACCUCGUCUUUCAACAACAUGUCCAUGAUGGCCAUGUCCUCCGCCGCCGCCGGGGCGGCGGGCGACUCGACAGCCCCCAUGACGCCGCCCGACCGGCGGCGGGCCAGCGAGGGCGAAGGCCCCGGUGCCGCUAGCGGCGGCGGAGGCGGAGGAGGGGGAGGAGGGGGAGGCGGCGGUGGCAUCGGGUUCGUCAACUACACGCCCGACGACCACGGCAUCCUCAUGGCCGGGGUGGCGCCCAGCGGGAGCAGCAAGACCAAGGCGCGGCGCGAGAGGGAGGCCGCGGAGCGCCAGCGCCGGCUCAACGAGGCCGUCAUGAAGGCGGUCGCGGCGUCGGGCGGGGACCUGUCGAGUCUGAGGGAGAGGUUGGCGCUUGGGGUGUGA